Messenger RNA from Felis catus (domestic cat), 3264 nucleotides. RefSeq names its product WD repeat domain 89 (gene WDR89). Bases 1169 to 2332 code for a protein of 387 amino acids. Gene Ontology annotation, molecular function: protein binding. The transcript has 3 exons. The record is from RefSeq and is a predicted model, not a curated record. Lineage: Eukaryota; Metazoa; Chordata; Mammalia; Carnivora; Felidae.
GGUUGGCUCCUGGCGCUUCGUUGCCCCUCCCCCCUCCUCUCACGCUUCCCCGGAGCUAUGGCCCGCCUCUCUGCUGCUGACCAAUGCUCUGCAUUUUCCUUUGCGCGUUUACCCUAUCGGAGACGUAGGGGGUGGAGUUCCGGUCGUAACGCUGUGCGCCUUGACAGACCUCGCGUUUCCUCCCGCGCCGGUUGAGGGAUUGCAGUUGAGGUAUAUUUCACGGGGACCGGUUGGGCUCGUUGACGGGCAGGUCUCUGACGGACGGCGACAGUGUAGGUUGAGUCUAGAAAGCCGCAGUCGCUGAUUCUGUAGCACGAGGAGUUCUGAGGGAAGUGGGGAGGGCCUGGGAGGAGAGAGACACGUGUUGAAGCUUCUGGUGCGGGGUGGGAGCCCCUGGACCACACCCGUGCUGUCCCUGCUCCGCGUCCUUAACGCGGGUUAGGUUUUGGGAUCGCUGGCCCCAGCGUCUACUGUAGGUUAUCUUUCGGUCAAAGCGAAGCGCCGUUCACCAAGUGUUCAAGAAAGGGUACCCAGGGCCUGUUUUUAUUUUUCUCCUGUGCCUCGCUCUUUUCUUACCUCUCGAGUUUGUUAAUUUUCGAGGUCGGAAAGCAAAUUUUAAUUUGGGAAGAGCUGUCCUGUAACAUAUAACACAGACUGUGAGACCAGCUAUGUUAAGCACUGUGCGUAUAUUAUCUCAUAUAAUCCACACAGCAAUCUAAGGGGUAGUAGUAUUCCUGUUCUCAUUUUCACGCGAAGGAGCAGACUGCUUAGUAACUCGUCCACAUGUUUUCUUCAGCCCGUCUCUUGACAAACUUGAGUGUGGCAUUCGGUUUGCGAGGACAUAAAAUUAAAAUAUGCUGUUGUAAAAUGUUGCUUCUGUUUUCUUUCCGAGCUUGAAGUUAUUUCAGAAGCCAGUGCAACAUACCCAUAGGUAUAUCGAUAUUAUCGAUGUAAAAGAUCAUCUGGUAGAAGACCUUGGACUAGGAGCCGCUUCCACCUUUUCAGCCGCAUCUUCCUCAACUGCAGAAUUGAAAUCAAUACCAGACAUGACUACUACCUAGAGUUGUAGACAUUACAUGGUAUCAAAGUGAGAUCUGAAGAAGGUGAUCACCAGGAACACCAACCUCCAGAAAUAAAUUUGUACUGCACUUUGAGUGCUCCUCCUGACAUGGAGAGGAUUGAGGAACAAUUCGCUAACCUGAACAUUGUUAAACGUUCCUCGGGGACUACAGAGCCUACUUACCUGCUGGGCAUAGAUGCAUCAAAAACCGUACAAGCAGAAAAAGAAAGCUUGAUCGCUGUUUUAUGUUCUAACGGGUCAAUCAGAAUCUAUGAUAAAGAGAGGUUAUACAUACUACGAGAAUUUCGUGGCUAUCCUGGACUUCUCAAUGGAGUCAAAUUUGCAAAUUCUUGUGACAAUAUAUAUUCAUCAUGUACUGACGGCACUGUAAAAUGUUGGGACGCUCGAUUAGCCAGUGAGAAACCUGUCCAGCUGUUCAAGGGUUACCCUUCCAAUAUUUUCAUUAGUUUUGAUAUCAGCUGUAAUGAUCACGUCAUUUGCGCUGGUACAGAAAAAGUUGAUGAUGAUGCAUUGCUGGUAUUUUGGGAUGCAAGAAUUAAUUCUCAGGAUUUGUCUACUUCUAAAGACCCACUUGGAGCAUAUUCAGAGACACACAGUGAUGACGUCACUCAAGUACGCUUCCAUCCCAGCAAUCCCAACAUGGUGGUCUCCGGUUCAACUGAUGGCCUGGUGAACGUAUUUGAUAUUAGUAUUGAUAAUGAAGACGAUGCACUGGUUACGACCUGUAACUCUGUUUCUUCCGUAAGCUGUAUUGGUUGGUCUGGGAAGGACUAUAAACAGAUUUAUUGCAUGACGCACGAUGAAGGAUUUUGUUGGUGGGAUCUUAAUCAUCUGGAUACUGAUGAACCAAUUACACGUUUGAACAUCCAGGAUGUCAGAGAAGUAAUUAAUGUGAAAGGAGGCAUUUUGGACUAUUUGGUUGGUGGCCUGUAUCACGAAAAAAUGGACAAAUUGUUUGUUGUUGGGGGAACAAACACAGGAAUUAUUCACUUACUGAGCUGUACUACAGCAGGAUUGAUUCAUGUGACCAGCCUUCACGGAGGGCAUGCUGCUACAGUUCGCUCUUUCUGUUGGAAUAUGCAGGAUGAUUCUUUGCUAACCGGAGGGGAAGAUGCACAGUUGUUACUUUGGAAACCUGGAGCAUUAGACAAGACAUUUACAAAGAAAGACAGCAUGAAAAUAGCAUCCUCUGUGUACCAGCGAGUUCGAGUUCACAGUAAUGAUUCUUUCAAGAAAAGGAAGAAGCAGUGAUGUGAUGUUGGGAGCUUCCUUGAAAGGUUUUAUAGUCGCAAGUAAUUAUCUUUGUGUUCUACCUGUGAUAGAUCUGUUUAAAGCUCAUAUGUAAAAACAAGCCAGUUAGCAAACAAUCCUGGAAAAACGCUGAAAAUGGUUUAAUUCAGGUCUUCAUGUAUUCUAAAAUUAUUUUUUUUAAAGCUGCCAGUUGAGUAUAUAAUCAGUGAGUUGAAAGUAAAAUUACAUUCCUCAUUUUUAAAACCCAUCUGUUGAGUUAGUAAAUGUUGAGUUUUAAGAAAUAGCUUUGAUAAGGACUUUUUAGAAGUAGAUGGCUGAUAUGACUUUAAAAAAUCAGGUGGUUUGAGCUAUAUUUUGUAAGCUCAGUUUUUUACAUUUAAAAUCAUCUUCAUUAUUUAUAAAACCAAAUCAGACUGUUUUCUGUCAGAGCUCCUACUUGCUUAAUACACAUAGAUUAUGUUGGAGUAUUUAAAUGUAAAUAUUCUAAUGAUUCUAAAUAGUACUAAGCUUUUUUAGAAAUAAAGUGAUUUGUGUCUAUUUAAAAAUAUAUAUUUAGUAAAUAUUUGCAUCUAUAUUUUAAAAUGGUUAAAUAGUAAGCAGGUAUUUCAUUGAGGAAAAAGAAAUUAUCUUGCAAAAUUCAUUUUGGGUCCGUGGAAAUACAACAAUGAAAGUAUAAUAGCAGAAUGACUUUUUUAUUUCAAAGUAGUCUAGCAUUUUGUGAUAAAAUUUUCUUUCAUAGUGCUUUAUCCAUAUUUUUAAACGUAAGAGCCCAUGGGGAGUGGGGGCCAUGCAAGAGUUGGCCGCUAGAGCUUAAAGGGGGACACCACCAUAAUCUAAUUUAAACGUGAAUUUUUGUUUACUGCUAGUUUUUUCAUCCUUCUACGUAUUUUUCCAAGGUAUCCUAAUAAAAAGUUGGUCACUCUAAAGGUUUA